UGUUUGCUCUUGACGUCUGAUGACCUACACAAGCUCUUCAUGGGAGGUCUAACAAAUCCUAAUGUUUCAAUUUUUCUUCAGAAUGGUUUCUUGUGACGGCAUAGCAAGAUCCUAACAACUUUUAUCGUGAAGCUGAAGUCAUCAAAGUCUCCUCUAGCAGUAAUGGCAGACUGACCACCAGCCUUAAGAAGAAUAACAGCGGGACACAGAUUUUAGGGGACUGGGUCAACAAUGGUGGCCACCCUGUUUCAUUUUUCCUGGGCUUUUAUCAUCUUGUGUUGUCUAGAGACAAACAUUGUUUACUCCCGGAUUCGUCUACCUCAAGAUCCAGUAACUAUGGUCCCAGGUCAGAAUUUAACUCUGCAAGUGAACUUUGAUCCUGACAGCAGUGUUUCUAGGCACAGCAUUUCUUGGCUGCUGUACAGAGAGAAGAGCCAAUCCCUGAAAAUUGUGCAAUAUAUAUGGAAUCAAGAUUUGAUUCAUGUGUACUCUGCUUUUGACAAACGCGUUAAUCUCAGCAGAAACACUGGAUCUCUGACACUUUUCAACUUCAACGAAACAGAUGUAGGGACAUAUGGAGCCAUAGUUACCUUUGAGGAUGGAACCGAAAGUGGAGCUAAUGCUACAGUUAAAAUUGACAUGACGUCAUGGAGAACUACAGUAAUGGAUAAGGACAUGAAAACCCUGGAGUCUAACUACAAACCAGAAGGCCCAUGGGUCCUCUUGCGACAUCGUUGGAUAAUUCUGGCCUGCUUCAUUGUGAUAUUGACAAUAACUGCAAUGCUGCUAUGCUACAGGCAGAAGCGAAAAGCAGACAACCAUGAAAGCAGUAGUGUGAUGUAGCCAUUGGGACAGUGACUGAAAUGCAUGUUCUGUCUGUUCACCGGAAUUCCAGCAGAGUGCACCAUCUACGAUAGUUUUUGACAAUCCAAUGGUAUGCUGGGCUGGACCUUGCGGAGAUCAUGCCAUCGCCUGACAGUGACUCUACCUCUCUUUCCUCUGGACAAAUUAAUGAGAACUGAGUGUCAUAGACAUUCUCAAAUAACUGCCUGUCAUGUGGCCUUAUUUGCAGCUAUAAAUACCAGGGUCAGAUAAUGCAGGGAUUUACAGAUUUGUAUGAAUCUGCACACACAAUGAGAUCCUCAUUCAGAAGUGAUGCUAAGAAACAGAUGAUUCAGUGUUGAAAGAUUAUCCAGGGCAUUCAUUUCAGAUUAACUUCUACAUAUCCUCUGCCCUCCUAGUUCCAUUUUAUCUUGAAAAGCACAGAUUAGGAAGGGCAUUUUUAAUUCACACUUUGCCAAAUACAAAUGCAUGAAUCAUUUAAAGAUGAAUACUUUUUUAAAUAUUUUGGACAGAAGGAGAAUGGAUUACUUAUAUUUGAACUGAGAAAUAAGAAGUCAACAAUUGAAUCGCUAAUGACUUUUUUUCCAGUGCUUCUUCUCUGCCAGUCUUUCUACCAAUGGCAUUAUAUGUUGCAUUAUUUUCUGACAACACUGUUGUAUACUGUAUAUGUGAUGAACAUUUACAGUUUAAUGCGGAAAAAAUCGAAUAAAUACAAUUUGUUUUUCAUCUUUUAUAAUAGUACCAGCCGUUGUACCCUGCAGUGUCUGAGGUGGAGUACUCUAUCCAGCAGGGGGUGCUAGCACCCUGGUUGCAAUAAGUUCUUUUUUAAUUGCGGCAUGUUA
Molecule: messenger RNA, 1685 nt
Organism: Polypterus senegalus (gray bichir)
Lineage: Eukaryota; Metazoa; Chordata; Cladistia; Polypteriformes; Polypteridae
Exons: 6
Coding region: 232-843 (203 amino acids)
Source: RefSeq, a predicted model, not a curated record